AUGCCGAACGCGGAGAUGAAGAGCAACAUAUGGCCACUUCGGACCGGUAGCCGUCGUGAAGGCAUGUCGCGAGGUUCGAUACCUAAUCGGGAAAGACCGGCUACUUCGGUGUGGCUUGGAGCGAAGCGCGCGCUUGGCCGAGCGGCGUCAAGUGGCCCUAUUGUUCGCCGAAUACGGAAGAUGUUCCGAGAUCUAUGCACGAGGUGUCGGGACGACCGUGCCGAGCUUCGACUCGCCUAUCGCAAGGCCUUGGGCGCCAUCCGCGACGAGGAGACGGAGCUGCGCGUUGCCGCCGCCGUCAAGCAACUCGCCGAGCGGGCAUCGGAAUCGUGGGUCGAGUGGGCGCGCGGGGACUGGCCCGAGCUUGCGACCGCCAUCGACGCCGAGGCCGCGAAGCGUGCGAAGGCCGCCGAGGAACGUCGCCUCGAAGACGAACGGCGUCGGAAGGAGGAAGAGGAACGGCGCCUCGAAGACGAACGUCGCGCGCAAGAGGCCGCUGAUGAGGAGUUGGCGCAGAUCGCGGCCGCCGAAGGCCUUCUUUCUGACCCCGCGCCUGCCGGUGUCGACAAGGGGAAGGGGCGCGCGAGGGUCGACGAGGAAGUCGCCGAACUGUCGGACGACCCUUCGAUCAAGACUCCUCGGACGGUCGAACGUCCGCUCGCGAUGACCGAGGUCGACAUGGCCGCCGCGGCGAUUGAGAAGCGCCAGUCGGGACAGAAGUGCGACCGUUGCGCCGGCUACCGCUCGGCCCCGGUCGAUUGCGUGUGGGCCGAGAACGCCACGACUUGCGAUAGGUGCGCGCAGUUCCAGCAGGGAUGCUAUUUCGACAAGGUGUCUGUGCUUGGGAAGACCAAGAAAACGCGCGGCGGGGGAUCUACCACCAAGAAGCGCGCGGCGGGGGAUCUACCACCAAGAAGCGUAGUAAUUCGGCCAGCCUCUCCUGGGCCUUCGGUCGCGGACGCGAGUGGUUCGAAGAAGCGCCGAGUCGACGAGCCUCCGCGACCCCUUCUACGAUGGCCUCUCGAUGGGGCCAGCCGCCUGGGCCUCGAACAGGACGACCUCGACGCUCUUGACAUCGACGACGAAUCUCGGGGAAUAAUUCGCGUCAUCCGCGAGGAGCGUGCUCACAUCGCGCGCCGUCGAGCGCUCCUUCACGACAUGGACCUCGACCUCCAGAAGAUGGAGAAGGACGCGCUCGCGAAGGGGGGAAUCGGGUUCGUGCGCGGGGCUGUUGACGAGGACUAG
This is a messenger RNA of Postia placenta MAD-698-R-SB12, 1245 nucleotides long. RefSeq lists its product as hypothetical. The record is from RefSeq and is a predicted model, not a curated record. The transcript has 6 exons. Bases 1 to 1245 code for a protein of 414 amino acids. Lineage: Eukaryota; Fungi; Basidiomycota; Agaricomycetes; Polyporales; Adustoporiaceae.